This is a messenger RNA of Panicum virgatum (switchgrass), 1571 nucleotides long. RefSeq lists its product as uncharacterized. The record is from RefSeq and is a predicted model, not a curated record. NCBI's taxonomy places the organism in Eukaryota, Viridiplantae, Streptophyta, Magnoliopsida, Poales, Poaceae. Bases 272 to 1207 code for a protein of 311 amino acids. The transcript has a single exon.
CGCUCGCCUUAAAGCGGAAGCGUCCUCUGCCUCUCCCGGGCCCUGCUCCGGCGGUUACCAGUCAGCCGGCUCUCUGCUCCGCCCCCGCAGCGCCGCCCGCCACCCUCGCCGUCGGGUCGCCACCGCGCCCACCAGCCGUGGCCGAGCUCAUUCAUUCAUAACCCCCCUCAGUCCCCACCUCCCCCUCCCCCUCUCCCCUCCGACGCCAGGCCAGACCUCACGCAUUGCACGCCGCGCCGCGCAGCAGAUCGCGAGCUCCAGCUCCCCCCAAAUGGUGAGCGCGUCCAGCCUGCUGCUCCCCUCCUCCGUGCGGGACCUCGCCUCCUGCGUCUCCGACGGCGCCGUCCGCGUCGCCUGCACCACGCCGGCGUCCACGCUCGCCGCCGCUCCCGCCGCGGGAUCCUCCUCCUCGCCGCCGCCGGCCACCCUCUCCGUCGCCGUCUCCUACCGCGCCACCCCGCUCUCCCCGUCCUCGCUGCCGCUCCUCCUCCGCCUCACCUGGUCCCACUCCCCGCUCGGGGCCCCGACACUCUCCUUCGCCGGGCCCGCCGGCUCCUCCCCCGGCGUCCUCCUCCGCCGCCGCAAGGGCACCCGCUCCCUCCCCUCCGGCGACCAGCAGCACCCCCCGCUCGCCCUCUUCUGGGACCUCACCGCCGCCAAGUAUGCCGCCGCGGCGCCGUCCCCCGAGCCGGUCUCCGGGUUCUACUUCGUCGCCGUCGCCAACGCGGAAGUCGUCCUGGCGGUCGGCGACCUCGCCGCCGAGUUCGUCAAGGCCAAGUUCGAGGGCCAGAUCCCCAAGGCGCGGUUCCUCCCCGUCGCGCGCGCGGACCGCGUCGUGGCGGCGCCCAACGCGAUGCACAGCGCGCGCGUCCGCUUCGCGGAGGGCGCGCCCGAGCACGAGGUCUGCGUCGGCUGCGCCACCACCGCCGGAGGCAGCGAGGAGCUCUGGGUCAGCGUCGACGGGAAGCGCGCCGUGCACGCGCGCCGGCUCCGCUGGAACUUCCGGGGCAACCAGACGGUCUUCGUCGACGGCGCCCCCGUCGACGUCCUGUGGGACCUGCACGGCUGGUGGUUCCGGGACCCGCCCGGGCGCGCCGUCGUCAUGCUGCGCGCGAGGAGCGCGCUCGAGAGCAGGCUCUGGCUGGAGGAGGAGGCCGCCACGCCGGGCUUCGCGCUCGUCGUCCAGGCCAUCAAGACGCCGCCUUGAUGGAUGCUCACUGCUUCAGCUCUCCCAAGAGGUCCCAAUGCUGAUGCUCGCUGCUUUGCUCCCCCUGGUUUCUGCUUGUCCUUUGACUUGGAAAUUUGGUGGAAUUUAGCAAAUCCAAACCAAACCAAGAUGGGAAUGGUUGUGCUUACAGUUUAGGCUUGUAGAUUCUAGUGUGCCAAAUGGGUUUGAGAAGACACCAUGAAAAUGUGGUAUACAAAGAGGAGAGGAGAGAUUGCUUGUGUGUGGGAUCAUCUUCUUCUUCCUUUUGCUUUUUCCUCUUUUACUCAGUUAAUUUUAGCUGUGUGCUCGUACAUUUAACAGAGGAUUAUACUAAAACAUAUUAGAAUGCGCCUGAUCCAGCGUU